Messenger RNA from Pelobates cultripes (western spadefoot toad), 258 nucleotides. Lineage: Eukaryota; Metazoa; Chordata; Amphibia; Anura; Pelobatidae. The record is from the annotation of a GenBank genome assembly.
AUGGCGGACCUGUCGCCAGCUACACUCCGCCGCAGAAGGGAUUACAAUCAGACCACCACGGCACUCCGCAACCAUGGGAUUCGAUAUCGGUGGGGGUUUCCCACGAAACUAAUACUCACCAAAAGCGGGAAGACGUCCAUCAUAUCAUCCCCAGAAGAAGGAUUACAGCUUAUCGAGACAUGGGGCCUACUAAAAGAACCGCCGGGAGAACCGCGGCAUGACAAACGCCGCCCAGGCCGCAAUGCAGCCAUGGACUGA